CUUAAAUCAUAUAUCCAAAUAAGGUUUUCUUGUCAUUUAAAAUAAGCCAUGUUUAGUUCUAUAACAAUAUUUUGUACACUCUUUUUCUUCCUUUUCAUCAUCUUCAAAAUCCAUCAUAGAAGAAAAUGUUGCAAAUACCCCAUCUUUAGAGAUUAUCCUUUUCUAGGCAUGUUACCAACAAUCCUUUGGAACUUGUGGAAUGUUCAUGAUUUCAUAACUGAGGAAUUGAAAAAACGCCAUAGAGGCACGGCUGAGUUCAUGGGACCAUGGUUUACCAACAUGAACUAUUUAAUUACUAGUGAUCCCAUCAACGUGCAUCACAUGCUUAGCAAGUGUUUCGACAAUUAUGUGAAAGGUCACGAGUUUCGUGAUAUUUUUGAAGCGUUUGGAAAUGGAAUAUUUGUGGCAGAUUCAGAGACAUGGAAAUACAAUAGAUCUCUUUUUCACUCUCUUUUCAAACAAAGAGGCUUUGAAUUUUUCCAAGAGAAAAUUAUUCAAAAUAAGUUAGAAAAAAGCUUGAUUCCUUUGUUGGAUCAUGUUCAACAACAAAGUUCAGUGGUGGAUUUACAAGAUGUAUUCAAUCGCUUCACAUUUGACAACAUUUGUUUGAUAGUUCUCGGAUGUGAUCCCAAUUGUCUUUCCAUUGAACUUCCUGAUGUUGCUUGUGAGAAGGCUUUUGAUCAAAUUGAAGAAUGCAUAUUCUAUAGGCAUGUUAUGCCAAAAAGUCUUUGGAUGUUACAAAAACUACUUCAAGUUGGUGAAGAGAAAAAGAUGACAAAAGCAUGCAAAGAAUUUGAUCAAUUUAUAUAUGCUAAUAUAGAGUCCAAGCGAAAGGAGUUAAAAAAGGGUGUGAAAAAUAUUGAAAUGGAAGACUUGUUAACCAUUUUGAUGAGAGACGAGAAACGGUCGGAAGUAGUAGUUCAUGAUGACAAGUUUCUAAGGGAUGCUGCUUUCAAUCUCUUUGUAGCUGGAAGAGAUACAAUAACUUCAGCCCUUACAUGGCUCUUUUAUCUUAUUGCUACACAUCCUUUAGUAGAAGCCAAAAUUCUUGAAGAGAUUAAAGAAAAUUUUGGGACUAUUAGUAUUGAAAACAAGUUAGGGGUUGAUGAUGUGAAAAAGCUAAUUUAUCUUCAUGGUGCUAUAUGUGAGGCUGUAAGACUUUUUCCUCCUAUACCCUUUGAGACAAAGCAAGCAAUCAAAGGUGAUAUACUUCCAAGUGGCCAUGUUGUUAAUCCUAAUACAACCAUACUAUUUUCUUUGUAUUCAAUGGGGAGAGUUGAAGAGACAUGGGGAAAAGAUUGCUUGGAGUUCAAGCCAGAGAGAUGGAUAUCUGAGAGAGGGGGCAUUGUUCAUGAACCAUCUUACAAGUUCAUAAGUUUUAAUGCUGGGCCUAGGACUUGUUUGGGAAAGGACUUGUCAUUCAUUCAAAUUAAGAUGGUAGCAGUUGCUAUUUUGUGCAAAUAUCAUGUCCAAGUAGUGAAAGGUCAUAUUCCUAUCCCAAAUCAUUCAAUAGUACUUCUUAUGAAGAAUGGUUUGAAGGUUAGGUUGACAAAAAGAGAAAUUUGAUGAGAGAUUUCUAUGUCAAAUUUAAAAAUCAUAGUCUCUUUAUGUGUAUGCAUUAAAAAAUUAUUAAGUAACAUAUUACUCUUUAAAUAUCUCGUAUAUUGUAUUCAAUAAUAUUAAAUAAAUAAAAGUGUUAUAUGCAUCAA
Molecule: messenger RNA, 1709 nt
Organism: Vicia villosa (hairy vetch)
Lineage: Eukaryota; Viridiplantae; Streptophyta; Magnoliopsida; Fabales; Fabaceae
Product: alkane hydroxylase MAH1-like
Exons: 1
Coding region: 49-1566 (505 amino acids)
Molecular function (GO): oxidoreductase activity, acting on paired donors, with incorporation or reduction of molecular oxygen; monooxygenase activity; iron ion binding
Source: RefSeq, a predicted model, not a curated record